Orbicella faveolata is the source of this 2835-nucleotide messenger RNA. RefSeq names its product U4/U6.U5 tri-snRNP-associated protein 1-like. The record is from RefSeq and is a predicted model, not a curated record. Lineage: Eukaryota; Metazoa; Cnidaria; Anthozoa; Scleractinia; Merulinidae. Gene Ontology annotation, cellular component: U4/U6 x U5 tri-snRNP complex. Gene Ontology annotation, biological process: maturation of 5S rRNA; mRNA cis splicing, via spliceosome.
AGCGCCUGGUCGCUAAGUCCCAUCAUGGCUGCCAAGUAGGAGAGAACGUCCCAAAAUCGUUUACAAAGCAAAGCUAUCUUCUUUGCUACAGUUUCGUAUGCCUGAACCAUAAUGGGCUCUUCGAAAAAGCACAAGGAAAAGGAUAAGGAUAGAGACAGGGAGAGGAGGCGAGAAAAAGAACGUAAACAUCGAGAUAAAGACAGGGAGCGUGACAGGGAUUCAGAGAAGGAGAAGAGCACUAGGCGAAGAGAAGAACGAAGCAGAGAGAAGCGGGGCCAUGGAUCAGAAGAAGACGUCGCUAGAGUUGACAAGAAAAAGGCUAAAAGAGAAGAGUACGAUGACCUCUACGAAUACGCUGUGGAAGAAUCGGCUCGUGAUGAUCACGAAAGUAGCCACGAUCUGCCACAGCCCAAACAAGAAGGUGGAGAAAUGUCACUGAGUAUCGAGGAGACCAAUAAAUUGAGGAUCAAACUUGGACUUAAACCUCUUGAAGUUCCUGAUUCAACAGAGGAUAAAGCAAACUCAACUUCUCUCAAAGAAGAUGUCCAUGCCCCUCCAAUCAACAUGUCAGACGAGAAAGAAACUGAAAAGUUCAAGAGGAAACUAGAAGAAAUGAGGGAAAAAAGAAGAAUAAACAAAAAACUGGGCAAAGUAAAAAGCCUCGGUGCAGGAGAUAGUGAUGGUGAUGAUGAUAGUGCCAUGUCAUGGGUUAACAAGAGCAGAAAAACAGAAAGAGAAAAGGCUCUGGCUGAGAAACGAGCCCAGCUAUUAGCAGAAAUGGAUGAGGAGUUUGGAAUUAGUAAUUUAGUGGAAGAAGAAUUUGGCUCUCUCUCAAGACCACGGCAACCAGCCCACUCAAGUCAGGACCUCAGGGGCAUAAAAGUUGAACAUUCACUGGAACAUUUUACGGAGGGCACUUCAGUGAUCAUGACUUUAAAAGAUGCCUCUGUCCUAGAUGAGGAUGAACAAACUUUAAUAAAUGUAAAUAUUGUGGAUAAAGAAAAGGGAAACAAAAACAUUGAGCUAAGAAAGCGAAAACCAGAUUACCGACCUUAUGAGGAAGCUGAAACGGAUGAAUAUGGCAUGGUCAAACCAAGAGGACUUUUGCAAAAGUACAAUGAAGAAAUUGAUGGAGAGCAAAAAAAAUCUUUUGUUCUUGGUUCUGGUGGAAAAUAUGACGCAACCAAAGAAGAUGAAGUAAAAAAGAUACAAGCCAAGCUAAAAGCCCAGAUGGUAUCACUGGAAAUGGCAAAACCUCAGUUGGCUGUCGAGUACUAUACUCAGGAAGAAAUGGUAAAAUUUAAGAAACCAAAGAAGAGGAGAAAAAUUAAGAAGCGAGAAACUCUAAAGGCUGACGAUCUUGACGUGUUACCAGGACAAACAGAUCUAAACAGUGAUAGAGGGUCAAGGAGUGUCAAGUCGAUCCUGAAGAAUGCGCCAAAGAGACAAGACAGAGAAGAAGAUGACCACAUGAUGGAGCUCGAUCCACUGGAACCCGACGUCGAAGAAGUCUUAAUGGCUGAUACAGAUAACAGCUCGAUAGUUGAAGAAGAUGAGGCACAACUCGAACUGCAGCUAGCAUUACAGAGGUCUCGUCGGCUGAAGCAGAAGAAAUCAACAACCGGUGCAGAAAAGGUUGCGGAGGUUCUAGCCACUGUGAUAAAGAAAGAAAAGGAAGAUGAGACUGAAAAGAAAGAUUCCAUCAUCUUAAACUCGACUUCUGAGUUUUGUCGCACGCUUGGGGAGCUACCAACAUUAAAUGUACCUGGUGAACAGGUGGAGGAAGAAGAAGAUGACGAUAACGAGUGGCGUAUGGAUGUCGAGAGAGAUGAAGAAGCUGAACCGCAGGGAGGUUGGGAAUGGGUCAAAACACAAGAAGAGAAGAUGAAAAAAGAGCGAGAAGAGGAGACGGAAAAUAACAUUCUCGAUGCCGAACCUUUGGUUGGAAAAGGAGUUGGUGCUGCUCUGUUUCUUGCGUCAAAGAAAGGGUUACUGGAGCAAACUUCUAAAGCAAAGAUUGAAGGAAAAGCGCUUUCAUUUCUUCCCUCUGUUGGCGUUGUAGAUGAAGAAAAGAUGCGAGAGGAAGAACGGGAACGUGGUGGAAGGCCAUCCAGGGAUAUUGACAGAGAUCGUGAUCGAGACCGUGAUAGAGACAGAUACGGCAGCGGAUCAUCAAAGAGCAAGCAAGAGUACAAACCGGACAUAAAGCUGGAAUAUUUUGAUGAUAAUGGCCGCGCUCUCACUCCUAAAGAGGCGUUUCGUUACAUGUCACACAAGUUUCACGGUAAAGCGUCCGGCAAGAUGAAGUCAGAAAAGCGAAACAAGAAACACCAGGAAGAGAUGGCGCUUCAAAAGAUGAACUCCGGUGACACACCACUCAACACCGCUGCACUUCUUAUUGAGAAACAGAAAACUGCCCAGUCGCCAUUCGUUAUUCUUAGCGGAGGAGGACAAACAUUCUCCACAGGCACCACAAUUUCCAAGCGAAAGUAAGAAUUCCUGCUUCAACGCUCGUUCCGCGUUUCCGAAAUGAUACCGGAAGUCAGGUGAACUCCUUAUAAAGAGUACUUCAGAGACAGGAUAUACCCUCAAGAUCGAGGAUAUUACGUAAUCCGCGUCUGGCGUGUUGGCACUGCGCGCGUGUUGUGUUUGCACCGCGCGUGUCUUGAACCUUUGAAGCUUUUCAUGACUCAGAUAGGAAAGAAGGAAAGAUCGAUCUCCGCUUACUUCAUGUUUGUAAUUAGGCGAAGUCUUGGUCAGCGAAUCAUCCUCAUCAUUUUAAUAUUUGUUUAAAAUGUAGUAGUCGUAACUGAAUUAAAUAAUAACUUUAAAGAU